Rhincodon typus (whale shark) is the source of this 9820-nucleotide messenger RNA. RefSeq names its product cramped chromatin regulator homolog 1 (gene cramp1). Gene Ontology annotation, cellular component: nucleus. The record is from RefSeq and is a predicted model, not a curated record. The transcript has 20 exons. The coding region runs from base 73 to 3987 and encodes 1304 amino acids. NCBI's taxonomy places the organism in Eukaryota, Metazoa, Chordata, Chondrichthyes, Orectolobiformes, Rhincodontidae. Gene Ontology annotation, molecular function: chromatin binding. Gene Ontology annotation, biological process: pattern specification process.
UGGCGAGCGGCUGCGGCCUGGCGCGCGCUGGACACCGAGCGAUGCGGCGGCGGCGGCGGAGACGGCGGCUGGAUGUGUGGAUGGGGAUGUGAGGGCGACGCAGAGAUGGAUCGAGAGGUGCCGUCGGCAGGGGCAGGAAUGACGGCGAAAUGUCUGGAUGUGAGCAGCGAUGAAGGGCUGAAGAGAUUGGGUAAAAGGUCUGGGGAAGAGGAGAGUGCUGAAGGAGAUGGGGAGAGUGAAGAAGGAGGCAGCAGCUCUCAACACAACACAAAGAGAGAAGAUCCAUCAGCAGUUGCCACAAGCCCAGAUCAACAUCAUUUCUUAAGAUCUAGUGUCAGACCCCCCAGCAAGAGGUUAAGGAAAGAUUCAACUGCUUCGAAUGGAUCCAGUGGCUUCCAGAACAAUAAAGGAAAAGGUCCUGAGGGGGGAGCUGCUGCCUCUGGUUAUGCAUCUGGCAUUGCUGCUGGCAGCACUGGUGGAAGCGGCAAAACCACAGCAAAAAGCUUAUCUUCCAUUUCAGGAGAAAAGGAGGAAGGGAACAAGAAGAAAGUUCGAAGACAGUGGGAGUCCUGGAGUGCAGAGGAUAAAAAUUCAUUUUUCGAAGGGCUGUAUGAGCAUGGAAAGGAUUUUGAAGCAAUACAAAAUAACAUAGCUCUAAAGUACAAGAAGAAAGGGAAGCCAGCAAGUAUGGUGAAAAAUAAGGAGCAAGUUCGGCAUUUCUACUACCGUACUUGGCACAAGAUCUCCAAAUACAUUGACUUCAAUAAUGUGUUCUCCCGAGGACUGAAGAAAUCAUCCCAGGAGCUCUAUGGGCUAAUAUGUUAUGGAGAAUUACGCAAAAAAAUCGGCGGAUGCAUGGAUGAUAAAAAUGCAGCUAAACUCAAUGAAUUAAUUCAAGCUGGUGCCACCACUGUGCGAUACAAAGGUCGCAAUUUACGUAUAAAGACGCCAACGUGCCGGGCUUUGAAAAAAAUCUGUGAUCCUGAGGGAAUUAGUGAUGAAGAAGACCAGAAACCUGUUCGACUUCCUCUGAAAGUGCUACUUGAGCUUCUGCCGCGCAGCAACUACACUUGGGCAAGAGUUCAGAGUUUGGCACAGAAUCCUCGACUAAGGAUGAUGGUGGAGCUGCACCGCAAAGUUUCUAGUCUCAUUGAAUUCCUGAAACAUAAAUGGGCUUUACAAGAAUUCAGAAUCCGCAAGUCAUUAGAAGAACGCCAACAGGACUCUGGAGAUAAUGAAUCGAGGGGUGUGGGAUUUGAUGAAAAGACAGAACUCCAUCUCUAUCCUGCAGAGAACUGUACAUUAACUGCAUUACCUGGAGUGGCAAAGGUGGUUCAUUCAAAGGCUUGUUGCACAGUGCACUGGCAGGAAACUGGGAGGUGCAGACAGACUGUAAAAGACACUCAUUUGCACCCACCAGCACAGAUUCUAGCUAAAGCAUCUGUCACCAAGGAUGUGACUGUUCCUGUCAACCAAGGUGCACAGGGCCCAAUGAAAGGACCUGUUAAGCAAAUGCGGGCCACAACAGAGGGGCGAAAUGGUAGCAAAAUGACUGGGUUGUUGACUGGAGAAGGAACACAAAGCACUGAAGAUGAAAUGCCUUCUUCAGAAGGUAUUUCUGCUGAGGAGACUGCUGCUCAGCAAGACAGUCCAAAACCAGAGGAGUUUUUUGAUGUGGGACAGCAAGAGUUGGGAGAAAAUGGAGAAAGUCUAUUUCAUUCACCUAAGCCUAAUUCAGAAGUUUCUGCUGAAGAAUGCAAUGGUAAUGAAGCAACUAUUAUGGAGUCCUCAGAAGUAACUACCACUGCUGAGCUCUGUGUAUGUGGGGGGAUUAUGAGCACUGAUGAAAUAUCCCUCUUGGAUCCAGUUCCUCGUUACAUGAAAUCUUGUCAGAACUUAGUAGUUCCAGAGAGGUGUACAUGUAAGGACAAAUCCUCUGAAAAAGAUGUUACUGCUUCAGGCAUAAAUGGAUUUUCUGGUGAUCCUAGUGCUGUGCAUUUGGAAAAUGUAGAAAUGAUGGAACUGAACAAUGAGAAACCUGCUGUUUCAGGGCCACAGUUGGCCAGUGAUACCACUUUAAAGUCACCUAGUUCAGCUACAGUAGAUGAUGGUGAUAAUAGGACAAUACCUUCUAUUUGCACUCGUGAACAGCCAGUGUCAUGCACCCAAGAGGUGUCUGAGACUGACUGCCUGAUGAGGCAGUCAAUAAUUACUGAGCCCUCUCAGGGACAACCCAGUAGUGCCAGCAUUGUUCCAAAGCCACUGAAAGAGGAUAGUACCCACUUGGCCCAGCAGGUGCAGGAGGAUGGCUGGAGCCCAAGUACCUCUGAGAAUUUGACAUUGGCUGAAUUAUACCUCAUGCUGGGGAAACCCAGCAAACUGCAGCUCGAGUAUGACUGGGUGCAGACCUCGCGGAAUAAUGCAGAGGAAACUGAGAGGACUAGGGGUGCAAGUCAGAAGUUGCUGAAAUGCUUGCUGCAGAUUAUCACCACUGAAGUGAAUCCAAAACCUAGUCCAGAAUCUAGCUCUGUGGCGACAUCUCCAAUGAAGUCAAACCAAGAAGAUCAGAUGCACACUCCACCAGGGAAAGUGAUCACUCUUGCACGUAGUCCUGGCUGUGUCCGAAAUACUGCAGCAGUUCGAUCUAACAAAACAGUUACUCCUGCCGCUGCUUCAGGAAUGCGUAAUGUACAGAAGACAUUGGUGGUGCCAUGUUCAUCUGGUAGCUCAGGAAGUUCAAGCAGUGAUGCAGACAGUGGGGUUUUUGCUGUUCCUACAAUUCUGCCGCCCAACAGUAGGCAUAACAAGAUAUAUUCACCCAGCAAAGAGACUGACUUGACAUUCAGGCAGCGACUGGAUUCUUUCAGCAGGCCGCCAGACAUUUACCUACCCAAGCAAAGGAAGCUACGAAAUAAUCGCCCACGCAAACCGCUAGUAGUUCAGCGAACUCUGUUACCACGGCCAACUGGAAAUUCCUCUCAACACGUUUGUUCUUUUUCCAUCUUGUCCAAUUCUGCCACAGGUACAGGUUCCUUCCGUCCUCUUCAGUCGUCACUUUCCAAAGCAUCUUUAGCUCGUCCUAUUGUUCCAAAAGCCAUUCCAGCAUCUACUAGCCAGCUCUCUAGUGCAAUCGAUAUGGCAGCUAAAUCAGCUGGCAUAAUUCCAGGCAGCCCGAUCCAGACACUUGAUGCAGAAGGAUCGCAAGAUUUGACACCUUUGUCAACAGAAGGGAUUUCCAUAGUAACCUCAAACCAGGAGUUAUCCUCAGUCCAUCAAAAUGGAAGCAACACAGCAGCAACUGUGACAACAAGGGAGCUUGAAAAACAUACACUUCAGAAUGGCCUGCCUUCACCAUCAAGUGAAGCUUCCAACACAUUGUUCACUUCUCCUCCAAAUGUCUCUGCACUCCUGGAUAUAUCAUUACCAGGACCGCCUGAUGACACGUUGUCCCAGGGUGGACCCCACAGCCAAAUCAGCGACUCUAUCAUUGAGCUUGCUAUUAACUCUACUCAGUAUGUUGGUGGUGAUGGUGCUUCUCUCUCUCCAACAAAGCUGAAUGGUAGUGACAGCUCAAAAAGUCUCCCAUCUCCGUCAGCCAGUCCUCAACGAAACUGGAUUCCCUCACCAACACAUGAUCCACAGUGGUUUCCAAAUGAUUCUGGUGAUUCUUCAUUGGGUAGUCUAUUAUCAAGUUUAAUAUCACCUGAAAAGGGACGGAAGAUGCUAACAACUGGCAACUGCAAUAGCAACAGCAGCUCUCUGCUUGGAACAAGCCUCUUAGAUGGGAACUCUAGGGAUUCUUUUGUGUCCCGCUCAUUAGUAGAUGUCUCUGAGGUCGACUCUCAGCUGGUGUGUAUGAUGAAUGAAAGCAGUGUGGAUUACAUUGCCCGCUUUAACGACCUCGCCCAAGAGCUCUCAGGGGCUGAGACUUCAAGGAAAGAGAUGCUUUUUGACAGCGGCCCUCCGAUUGGUGAUCUCUCACAGUAAGGUCAUGAACCGAACAAAAGGGUGCGUCUAAAGCCGCCCCCACAACCCCCCAGUUUCUCAGCACCUUGCCAAUUAAGCUGCCCAUAACGGGCAUUGACUACUGGAGGAUCCAUUUGUAAAUGACACUGAGUUUUGAAAAAUGUGCAAUAAGUUUGACAGUACUUCCCGUGAAUCAGUAUUAGGUUUAUGAUGACAUUAAGCUGGCAGUCAAUGACUUUGCGUGAAGCUAAUAAACAGAAGAGCCCAAAAGGAUCCUGCGAUGGGACUGAACACUAGAGUGAAAUUCUCUUUCAACGUCUGAAACUGAAAUGCAGUUAGAGCACGUGCUUGGAUUAGGCACGCAAACAAAACCGUUUCUGAGAACUAAAGGUUUCAUUGUAGAUCUGAUAAUGUUCUUAUGGUUUGUACCAGAUUAUUUCUGGAUUGACUGAGAAUGUUCUGAGAGAGUUAUACAAACCUUCUGCUUAUGUAUAACACACCCAUUAAUGCUUUCCAUUAAAAGAAAAACAGUAGUAAUCAUAGUGGGGGUGUCAAAAAAAAAGGAAAAGUGACUGUGUAUUCUACCUGAAUGAAUGUUGAAAUACAUGGCUCACAUGCUUAUAAUGAUUAUUCUGUCAUUGAGACUGAUUAUGGUAAAGGGAGAUUAUUAAAAAGAUAAAGGUAGCUUGUACUCAUUGCAUUUAUGCCAUUAAAUGUCUGUCUAAUGUACAGAUGAGUACUUUUGAGAAUUCCAUUUGAGCUGCAUGGUGCUUUUGGUAGACAUGUUCAGAGAGUGUACAGAAUGUACUGGAGAACUUGACAGUCACAAUCAAGUCCCUGAUGGUCACUUUAAGAAUCAAAUCCAUUGCUUAGUCCGCACAUGUGGUUUGGUAGGUGCUAGUUUAUAUGUAGUGGGCUUGUAUGUUCAUUGCAAUUUUGAUUAUCCUGACGCGAGCCUCCUAUUCCCAACUUUGUUCCCACAUACCAGAUUUCUUGUUCACACUGGCCCUUUUCAUUGUUCUCAUUUACAGUUCUAUUGUUAUGGCACUGGUGGAUCUCCUUUUUCCCACCAGGGAGCCCCUUCUUUUCUGUUUGCUUUGAGCUGCUGUAUCAGCUCAAAUGGGCCAUCCAUUAUGCACUAGACUAUGGUUCAGAUGCCAUUUUGAUAUUCUCUGUAAAUGCUUAGAUGAUUUACAUUUUACAACAUGGGAAGCAAGUAGUUUGGCCUGUCUAGGCCCAUUACUGGACCUUGAUACCUUGUCCUCUUUCCUUAUUGUCUGUCAGAAACAAAACUGAAGUUUGAUGCUGAGGCUGUUUAAUAUGGUUGAUCCAUCCAAAAUCAAGUUUCUGUAUGCCCCUUCCCAAUUUUGUUUCUGUGCUUUCGAUUUUAAAUAUCACUUUUUUUUCUCCGGCUUCACCCACCAUCGUCGUUGUUGGCUUUCCCUCUCACUCAACCUUGUUGCUGACUUCUUCUGAGGGUUGCUAGCCUCUGCCAUGGGUGUUCAUAUGACUGAAGGUGAAUUCUCAGCCCACAUGAGGCAGCAUUCGUCACUUUUCUCUUCUAAUAAUGUAUAGAUAUCUAAUUACAUGUAAAAUAUAAAGAUUUUUCAUCCUAAACGGCAGUUGCAUAUUUUCCCUUUAAGGUUAAUGUAUGGGAUUGCCAUGCCCUUGGGAUCCAUUGGGCCACAGUUAAACUUUGCAGUUGCACUGUUGACUUUUUAAUAUUAUUAUGAAAGCUCUUGUUGGCUCUGUAAGAACUUUGAGAGGUGCAGCUUUGUAUCCAAACAGAAUUGCGGUCAGUGACCUAAGUGUAAGAGUGCAAUUAGUGUAACUCUGGUCUGCUGGCCGAGCCUCACAAUUCACAGAUUAAGUUUUUAGAAGAAUUUUAUGCCUUUUUUUUCAAAAAACAUCUCAAAUUCUACAGAUUGUGCACUACCACUAGCCCCUAGUGAUAUGUGGCCUAGAUGAUAACGUUGUUAGUGUUAAUGUGUCGUACAAGGUGACUUGCAUUUCAUUUCCUAACCCAAACUAUGGUUAACCAAUUAGAUCAAUAUAUAGCACUGUCCCUAAGUAAGUUUUACUGUCCAACAGCAUCCAAUUGUUGCUCGUUGGCUGAGGACCAAGCUAUUGCAUCUAUAGGCACGCAGGAACAAGGAAAGUAAUUAAGCUGAAUUGUACAACAGUGGACCAUUUUAUUAGGACCACCAGUGUAUGUUACAGUGCAUUAGUUGCGUUGCAGGUUUAUUCAAAAUGUGCUACAUGUCAGAAAUAGUGAUUUACAAAAUUUAGGCAAAGGUAUAUCCAAAUAUGCAGAUGCGUUUGUUGCUUGUGAUACUGGCAGCUCACAAUUUGUAAUACUCUUGAAUUUUUUUUUAAAGCAAUAAAUCUCUUCUGAGAACCUGUAGUUAAUCUGCAUCUUGCACCCACAGUUUUGUAUUUUCUAAUCUAGUUCAUAGCAAAAUAAAUAUGCAAAUAAACAAGAUCUUGGCAUCUUGCAACGUUUUAUCCCAUCAAUUUGGUUUCUUCAAAUUUCCACUGCUUUGAUUUCAAAUAAUCAUACGUUGUUGAUUUAGGAUGACGUUCUGUAUUGGAGAAGUUAUAAUUUGUACAUUGGUUGAGUAAUAAAGAAGGUAUCUACUUUUGUAGUUUUAGCUUGGUUCGGCUGGAGUGAGCAGAAGACAAUAGUGUGUACUCAGUGCACUUUUCCUGCUGGGAAGCAGUGACCUUUUGGUAGUUUUCUUUGUCUUUUCUUUAUCUUUCUGACAUAAUUGCAGAAGCAGUUUCAUAAACGACUAGUCAAUACAUGAAAGUUCUUUCCCCCUUUUGUUAUCGAUAUUCCAUCUCUCUUUUACCAUUUAUGUUUGACUCAAUUAAUGGCCUGGACGGUUGUGGCUGUGAUUAAAGUUUUCUGUCCCCUGAACCGGGCCCAGUAGUAGGGAACUGGGUGUGUUAUAAUGUAUACUUGGUUUGUACAAUUCUUAAGUCUAUUCUCUGUAUCAGUUAAAAAUGAAGAACUUGCUGAAAAUGUUUUGGGGGUAGAACAAAAAUUAAUUAUCCAAACAAGCCCAAACUCAGACUCUACUUGUUCCUCCUGGCUUGAACCUCCCAUUAGGAACGUUUGAAUGCAAAGUGAAAUGUUAGUCAGAAUUCAAAGCUUCAGUACUUGUUGGUUUUACAUUUAUUGUUACAUCAGUGGUUUUCCAAGUGUAACCUUUCAUCUUCUUUCUGCUACUAUGUGUAGAGCUACAGAUUUUAUAAUCUCCAUUUUCCAUGGAUUCCCUUUGAUUAAAUGGUGGCUCCUUUCCAAGAUUAAGAAAGUAAAGCUACAUGUUUUUUCACUGUGCUUUAAUAAGGGGAGAAAUCUUUUUGUUUUCUCAGUCAAAUCAAUGCUCUGAUUGAGAAAUCCUUAUACAAUGCAUAGUCGGAGUCCCCUGAAAGUUGUCCAAUUUGAUAUCUUCACAUUUUAGAAGUCAUCGAUGAUAUUGUGCUCAGUGCAAAUGUCAGUUGUUAAUGAUAACCUACUUCCUCUACAAUCUCCAUCUUGACUUGCCACCUACCAAAUCAUCCUGGCCAUUUGAAAUAAGUGAAUAUAUCUUUAUUGCUAUUAGACCCUAGUGUUGCACAACCACAUGGUGCCUUUACAUAAUCCUGUCACUGACUGGUAAAUGGCUGCUCUUUGAAGGUAUGAAUAGGUUGUUCCAAAUUGAAACCAAACUUGACAUGCAGACCAAGACCAAGACCAAGUUCAGCUGUCAAAAGACCAUGUGAUUAGAAUUCAGUUAGGCACCAGCAUGGUCAUAUAGAUCAGAAUAAUUUUUAAUUUGGUAUGAGUGAAUUAUAGCUAAAAUCCUACCAGCAUGGUGGCUGUCUUUUUGAAGAGCAUCAAUUUGUUUGUUGUCCAAAAGAAGGAAUACAUUGUUAUAGCAUUCAUUCCAUUUCAUUCCAUAACAUAAUUCUGUCAACUCUGAAAAUAUUGUUCUUUGGUUCAGAGGUUUGUUUAACUGCGUUGGUCAUGGGCAUAUACAGCUUUAUGCAUCUGACAACAGAUGCAUAUAACUCAACCCUCUUGAAUCAAACUUGACUUAAUCCUUGCAGUAAUUGUGCAAAACACAAGUCACAAUAUUACAGUAGGCAGAUUAACACCCUUCACUGAGAGGGUUAUCUCAUUUCUAAUCAGAUUGUUAAGAGCGUUAGAACUUUUAUUGAACAUUUAGCCACCAAAAUUGGGGACCUGAAAAUGCCAGACGGCCUUUUUAUUUUUGAGCCAAUUAGUUGUUACUGUUUUUGGUUUACAGUUCCCUCGGUUUUGAUUAGUUUGUAUUUGUGGGAUCAUGUGAAAUCUGGGUAGUAUGUUUCUAAUGGAAUUUAAUCUGCAGCAAAACAUUUUCUUUUGCACAAACAAUGUUUUCAUUUUACAAGUAGUUUUAAUUUGUUAACCACCUUUCAGCAGUUUUAGUUUUAAACUUGCACUGAAAGAUGUAUUUUUCAAAUAUGAAUUUAAAUUAGUAUGAUUCAUGUAGUUUUAACAAAUUAGCGGUUUUUCUAAUUCUUCCUCUAAUGAUUCCAUAGUCCCUUAACUGACCCCGUCAGAGAGAUUGGAUGUUUGCCUGUGUUACUAAUGUUCUUUUAGGCAUUUAAUUUACCUAAUAUCAAGAGGCAAAAGCAUUUCUUACAACCAAAAUCACAUUGGCAACUCAUCACAAUAUUGUGGCAAUCUUUCUGUUCUGAAAAUACUGUUAAAUUUCCAUGUUGUUCUGGGCUGUGUUGAGUGAAUAAUUGAUGCUGUUGCUCAACAAUUCAAAAAUGCACCCAAUUGCAGUUGAAUUAUUUGCAGUGUACACCUAGCAGUAUUACUUUGUAUUCCUAGGAACAGACGUAGGCCAUUCAGUUGUUGAGCAUUUACACCUAGGUGCAGCUAUCACCCUGCUGUCCAGUGUGAUUGACCAAUCCUAAACCUAUGCCUCUGGAAGAUUCUGCAUUGUGACUGAAGCUUUGAAUCUUGACAUCUUUUUUGUUUCAGAUCAUUUUGAAAGUGUUUGGUGAGUGUUACGUGUUAGAGAGAGAAUUCCCCAUCAGAGCUUUUUCAAAAAGAAAACACGAAUUAAAAAUGGUCUUUUAUCCUUAACAUACUUGUAAAUUUUUGUUGGGAUAUUUAUUUUUAAACAUUGGAUGCUGAGACCUGAUUCAAGAAAACUGACUUGAAUCGCCGAAUAUGGCAAUGAAAGGUGAUUUAAUAUUAGCAGUCUGUCAUGUUCAAGAUAUGAAUAUUCACUGUCCUUGCAUUAUUGGGCUUUAAAUCCAACCCAAUCUACAGCAAUCCUCUGCACUUAUAGAUGGCUAAACUAUGUCAAUAGCAUCCACUGUUUAAACAUAUCAUAAAAUAAAAUCAGUAGAAAUACGGCAAAAACACUGAUUCUAAUUCUGUAAUGGUUUUAACAAAGCUGCUGGUGGGGAGAGACUAUGAAGUUGUGAUUGAUGCACUACAAUAGAAGGUUUUUCUUUGGCUUUGGAGCAGGUUCUGAAUGGCUUUUAUGAUGUAAAUGUUGUACAGAAGCAGAAAAAGAUUGUUCAUAGCAUUGUUUCAAUAAAAAAAAGCCAUAUCAGUUGUAAAGGUUUUCGUCCCCUUUUGAGAUGUGAAAACUUUUAAACAAAACAAUUCAUAAACUGCCCUUCCCUAAUCUUUGUACCAAAUGUGUAAAUUAUUUUUGACUAUUUAUUCUGUAUGAUUUUAAGAGUUUUUUUGUGGUUAUUUAAUAUGCAAAGAAGCUGUUAAACUUCCUUGUUGGGUUCUUUGUUUAACCUGUAGAGCUGUUUUUUUAUUCUUGCUGAUAAACACAUUUUAAAUACAGCAAAA